Aspergillus steynii IBT 23096 is the source of this 1320-nucleotide messenger RNA. RefSeq names its product alpha/beta hydrolase. Lineage: Eukaryota; Fungi; Ascomycota; Eurotiomycetes; Eurotiales; Aspergillaceae. Bases 457 to 1239 code for a protein of 260 amino acids. The transcript has a single exon. The record is from RefSeq and is a predicted model, not a curated record.
UUUCGUUCGAUCUUGGUGAUUAGAGAGAUGAUGCCGAACAACUCCGUGUGGCUUGUCAGACAGAUUACAGAUUACAGAUCGGAUGACUUUCAUUUGACUGUGGAGUGGACGGAUGAUUCUGCAUCCAGAGGUCGGAUUAUUUCCGAUCUGUUUAUCUUUCCUGAUUUUCUUUUCACUCGGUUCCCACUACUACUGGCGUAUCAGUUUAGACUAGAGUAUCUACAGUCUCCGUAAGUCCUCCGGACGGACCACGGAGCAGACCAGAGAAAGGCCCUAAACGGUCGACUUGGGGCGAAAGCGCGAGAGAAAUCCUUCCAAGCCACUAAGAACCUUAGCUUCGGCUGACAAAUGUUGGGUAAUGUUUGUCUCCGAUCAUCGCGACGUUGACUGCGCAUAAAAGCAACCACCACCGCGUGUAUCCCCCCAUCCAUCCCAUCCCCUCCUAAUCUGAUCGCCAUGGCCGCCGUCAAACCCGCCGUCGUGCUCGUCCACGGCGCCUGGCACACGCCGCCCAACUACCGCCGCUACGUCGACGCCCUGAUGGCCCAGGGCUUCCCCGUCCACUGCCCCGCGCUGCCCUCCUGCAGCGCCACGCGCCCGCCGCCCGCCUCCUUCGCCGACGACGUCGCCGCCGUGCGCCAGACCGUGCAGUCGCUGGUGAUGUCCGGCCAGCGCGUCAUCAUGCUGAUGCACUCGUACGGCGGCGUCGUCGGCACCGACGCCGUCGCCGACCUGACCCUGCCCGAGCGCCGCGCCCAGAACCUCCCCGGCGGCGUCGUCCACCUCGCCUUCCUGUGCGCCUACAUCCUGCGCCCCGGCCACACCGUCCUCAGCGUCGUCCAGGAGUCCGGCAUGAUGCACCUCUGGCCGCAGUUCGUCGAGAACGCCGACGACGGCUCCACCUUCCCCGUCGACCCCGUCCUGCUCUUCCUCGGCGGCGUCGACCAGCAUCUCGUCGACGAGGCCCUGCCCCAUCUCGUCCGCUCGCCCCAGUCCGCCUUCACCACUCCCUCGUCGGGAGAUGCCUGGCGCAUCAUCCCCUCGACGUAUGUCCUGACGCAGGAGGAUUACUCCGUCCCGCGGGUCUACCAGGACCUGAUGAUUAAGAAGGUCCAGGAGGACGGGGUGGACAUCCGGCUGCUGGACUACAAGACGUGUCAUAGUAUCUUCCUGACGAUGCAGGACGAGAUGGUCAAGGUGGUGCAGGAGUGUGCGGACGACGAGCGGAAUCCGCAGUAGUUGGGACAGGUGGAACAGGGUGAAGGUGGGAUUUUGCAUUUGGUCAUGACAUCCGUACAUAUCACAUAUCAGCAAGCAGGC